GAUCCUUGAGUGCUGUCUCACAACUACAGUAGACUAUAGGCUGUACUUUCUCACUAGUGCUGCUGUAAUCAGGCAGGUUGCAGAGGCUGCUGUGGACUUGUGGGGGGAAUUCUCACCAUAAAUAAGCGUCGGGAGGAGCUCCGGGCAUGACUCUCCGCGGGAAUAAAGAUGAGGAUUCCUCCGGUGAGCUGCUGCUGCUGCUGGGUCUGUUUCCUUCACAUUUCACAGGUGUGGGCACUGGGCGCUUGUCAGACUGGCUGAGGGGAACCAGGAGAGAAACCUGCUGAGGAAACACAACCAAGUGGGGCUGCUGAGGAGGACCUCUGUGCAGGUUCACACAGCCGUCGGCAGGGUGGAGCUUCCUCACCCAUGGAGAAUUACUUCCAGGCAGAGGCCUUCAACCUGGACAAGGUGCUGGACGAGUUUGAGCAGAACGAAGAUGAGACGGACACUCCGAUUCUCUCGGAUGCCAAGUGGACUCAGAUCCUGGCCCCACCGGCCCACAUGCUGUCGUUGAAUCCCGCUCUGGCCCAUGCAGACCUCAGCCCCAGGGAGACCCCCCUUCCCUACAAGACCCUCCCUGACUCCUCUUCCACCGGGUCUCCAGAAGCCGAUUCCAAAAGACAUUCUGGUCCCGAUCCUCCGUCCUGGGGAGAGGAGCGGCCAGCAGACGUCCACAGCCCACCCCUCCCUCAGCCAAACAUCGGCAAGCUGGUGGGCACCGAUGACCUGUCGCCACCCCCAGCGACGACCUGCGGUGCCGUGGAGAACGGCUGCACGGGCAGUCCACGGCUGGACGGACCCGGGAAGGAGAUCCGAUCUCCUGCGGACGUCCAGCCUUCGGCUUCUGAGCAGGAGGCCACACCCAGAGAGACGCCUGGCUCAUCCGGAGGAGGAGGCUCCUCCGUCACGCACUCUCACUUCACAUUUGAGGUGGGGUCCGGACAAACUGCUACUGAAAACCCAGAUCCUGUGACACAAAAAUCAGAACAUUCUAAAGAGAAAAGUGCUGCUGUUUUAAAUGACCUUGGACGAGAACGACAAACUGUAGACUCAAAAGGGGAGCAGGGGGAAAGUUUGAAUGGGAGUGAAGUUGUUCAGGCUAGGAGUGAGUUGGAGGAGAAUGGCGCAUCUCCUCCCGGCAGGUCGGAAGACGAGGUGGAAGAAAGGAAAUGUGGUCCAGAAGGACAGAUGGACCAGCUCCUCAGAAUAACCGGCCUUCAUAAUGGUUUGGAGCAGGAGAGCGAGAGCAAGUUUAAGGAAACGGAGGAGAAGGAUGAGGAGGACAACAUUUCUCCUUCUCCUGUCACCUCCAAAGAGGACUCUGUAACGGAGGAGAAGGAGAUGGAGGAGAGCAAGCAGGAGACGAGCGACGGGGGAACAGCGGGGACAGGUGGCGUCCAGCCCAAACUCAACAACCGGCUUCAGCCGGUCAGCGUUCCCUACGGAGGGGCGCGGCCGAAGCAGCCGGUCAGCCUCAAACUGCAGAUCCCGCAGCCGCUGGCGGGCCAGGCCCAGAACCAUCUGGGCCCGUCUGCAGUCAGCAAGAACAAGAAUGUGGAGAACCAGUGUCGGAGAGGACCGGCCUCCGAGCCGCUGCCCAGCGGGAGCGAUCAGAGUGCAGUCAGUAUGAACGGAGACGGCGGCGUCCACUCCCCGACACUGACCUCCUCAGAGAGCCCGGACAACGACCUCCAGGCCGGCAAGCAGACGGCCCUGUGCAGGAAGGCUGCCAACUCCCUGGGAGAUGUCGCCCCGGUGUGGGUGCCGGACUCCCAGGCCCCCGUCUGCAUGAAAUGUGACGUCAAGUUCACCUUCACCAAGAGGAGGCACCACUGCAGGGCCUGUGGCAAGGUGUUCUGUGCGGCGUGUUGCAGCGUGAAGUGUAAGCUGGGGUACAUGGACAGGAAGGAAGCGCGUGUUUGUGUCACCUGCCAUUCUGCCCUGACGAGCGCUCAAUCAUGGGAGACACCAGCAAGUGCCAGCAAUCAGAGCCCGAACCCCAACAACCCGGCCGAGUACUGCUCCACCAUCCCCCCUCUGCAGCAGGCUCAGGCCUCUGGGGUGCUCAGCUCCCCCCCGCCCACGGUCAUGGUGCCUGUGGGAGUCCUGAAGCAGCCUGGCAAUGAGGGGUCCCUCCCGCGAGACCAGAGGAGGGUGUGGUUUGCCGAUGGGGUCCUACCUAACGGGGACACGGCAGAGUCCGGCAAACCUUCAGCUUCCAGCCCGGUCCCCUCUCAGUCGCAGGCCGCUUCCACGCGAGCAAACAAAUCCUCCACGUACGAGUCCCCAGAGGCAGCCCACACCCCCGUGGCCCCCGUGGGCAGCCCCGUGGGCAGCUCUCUCAGUCUGAUCCCGGAGGACGGGCUCCCUCCCAUCCUCAUCUCCACCGGAGUCAAAGGAGGUACGGGAGGCCACAUCACAGAUUACGCCGUGGAGGAGAGGCCGUCGGAGAUCGUCCUCAUGCAGCAGCUGGAGGAGGGAGGCCCGGACCCGCUGGUGUUUGUGCUCAACGCCAACCUGCUCGCCAUGGUCAAGCUUGUCAAUUACGUUAACAGGAAGUGCUGGUACGUGACGACCAAAGGCAUGCACGCGGUGGGCCAGGCAGAGGUCGUCAUUCUGCUCCAGUGUCUACCUGACGAAAAGACCGUCCCCAGAGACGUGUUCACCCACUUCGUGCAGCUCUACCAGGAGGCGCUCAGCGGUAACGUGCUGAGCCACCUGAGCCACUCAUUCUUCACGCAGAGCUUCCUGGGCAGCAAGGAGCACGGCGGCUUCCUCUACAUCAGCCCCUCCUUCCAGUCGCUGCAGGACCUGCUGCUCCCCAACCCGCCCUACCUCUUCGGCAUCCUCAUCCAGAAGUGGGAGACUCCCUGGGCAAAGGUCUUCCCCAUCCGCCUCAUGCUGCGUCUCGGAGCAGAGUACCGAUUUUAUCCGUGUCCACUGUUCAGCGUUCGCUUCAGAAAACCCCUUUUUGGAGAAACCGGUCACACAAUCAUGAAUCUACUUGCAGACUUCCGUAACUACCAGUAUACUCUACCAGUGGUGAAGGGUCUGGUUGUGGACAUGGAGGUGAGGAAGACGAGCAUCAACAUCCCCAGCAACCGCUACAACGAGCUAAUGAAGGCCAUGAACAAGUCCAACGAGCACGUGCUUGCCAUGGGGGCGUGUUUCAACGACCGGGCCGACUCCCAUUUGGUGUGCGUCCAGAACGAUGAUGGGAACUACCAGACGCAGGCCAUCAGCAUCCAUCACCAGCCUCGCAAAGUUACUGGCGCCUGCUUCUUUGUGUUCAGUGGGGCUUUGAAAGCCUCGUCUGGCUUCUUAGCCAAGACCAGCAUUGUGGAAGAUGGUGUGAUGAUCCAGAUCACAGCAGAGACCAUGGACUCCCUACGGCAAGCCCUGAGGGACAUGAAGGACUUCACCAUAAUGUGUGGAAAAGCCGACCAAGAGGAGAACCGGGAAGUGGUCCAGAUCCAGUGGACGGCAGACGACCACAACUACAACAAGGGCGUCAUCAGUCCGAUAGAUGGAAAGUCCAUGGAGUCCAUCACCAGCGUGAAGAUCUUCCAAGGCUCGGAGUUCAAAGCAAAUGGCAAAGUCAUCCGCUGGACUGAGGUGUUCUUCCUGCAGAGCGAGGACCAGCCCAACGGCCUGAGUGACCCGGCCGACCACAGCCGGCUCACGGAGAACGUGGCCAGAGCUUUCUGCAUGGCUCUCUGUCCUCACCUGAAGCUGCUGAAGGAGGACGGCAUGGCCAAGCUGGGCCUGAGGGUCACGCUGGACUCUGAUCAGGUGGGUUACCUGGCAGGGAGUAACGGCCAGCCUCUUCUGCCUCAGUACCUGAGCGACCUGGACAGCGCUCUGAUCCCCGUCAUCCACAGCGGCGCGUGUCAGCUGAGCGAGGGUCCCAUCGUCAUGGAGCUGGUCUUCUACAUCCUGGAGAUCAUUUCCUAAGAGCAUGAGACAUCCGGCCAGCCUGCAGACUCAAUCUCUAAACGUUGUUUUUUUGUUUUUCCCUCCUCAAAAACUGUUUAACGUCAUCUCACAGUCUGGUCCUCCGUCAUCUCCCUCCAACCAUUCGCACCUCAGAAGAGCCAGAAAACUGUGCCGUGCCAGGCGAGGUAGCAUUCCUCAUAUCAAACCUAUGCAUCCACCCAUCGCUGUGUUGCUCCAGAGCUCUUCUGGGGUUUGAGGAAGCUCGGAGCAGGAUCGACUGCUUACUUAAGGUGGCGGGGGGGAGGAGGGAGGAGGGGGAGAUCUCUACUCACCUCCAGGGAAACAGCACCGGUCUGUCCUGAUACCUACACUUGUGGUCAGACGUUUUGUCCAUGACAAAGGAAUACUAAAGUGGCUUAAAAAUAUUUGAGAAGGAUGCGUUUCCUGAAAAAACCUGCCCAAAGGCCAAUUAUGAGUAUUUUAAUAUAAGUUGUUUCAUUAAGAAGUAAAUUGAGUAAACAUGAAUUGAGUGCGACGACAGAAUACUGUUAAGAAAUGUGAACGCCACCUUCCACAUGUCUUGAUAAUGCAGUCUGAAAACUGGACAGAUGUGCAUCAAACCGUGAUCUUUUAUAAAAUGCACCAUAUUUGUCAAGUAUCUCAGAACUUUCGUCGUAAAUGGAGCCUGGCAUCGUGAUUUUAUAAUCUAUUUGAAAGCAGCAGUGGGGAAACGCAUCAAUCUGCAUGAUCGGUGGAGCUUUAUCAGUCAGACACGGAAUUACUGGAUUAAUCCACAUGAUUAGGUUGUUAACAUCUGGAAAAAUAAUCAUGAAAAGCUGGAUUUUGAACAAAGGCACCUUCACGGAAACCUUCAUUGUGGGAAAUCAGGGUUUGAUCACAGUUCUGGGUGAGUUGGGACGUAGCACUUUUGAGAUUACACAGAACCUUUAGGGGUGGAGUUAGCGUUGCUUAAUACGUCAGGCUCUGACCAGAAAGGUCUUUAUUUUUCUGCUCUGAGAUGCUCGAUAAAUACCAAUCCUGACCAGCGACUGUGGUUUAGCCGUCGCUCUCUAAUCUUUGGCUUAAAGUUGGUGAGAUGUUCCGUGUGGGUGUUCAGACAGACCUGCUGGUUUUCUCGGCACCUUAUUAGACCUCACUGUGGCAGCUGGAGGCCCCGAAGCAGUGAACUCUGGGUAAAACCUGCCUUUGUGUAGCACAGAUGUUGUUACGAGGGAGAUGCAUAUCCAUCAGUGAAACACUGAGACAGAAAACUACCAAUCACCAUCAGAGGAGGAAGAUGCCACUGUGUGGUGAUUUCUUUUUUUUUUUUUUUUUUUUGCACAAUGGUGCUUAGUGCCUGCAGGAGAGGAUCAUCAAACGAGAAGAAGAAAAAAAAAUACGUUGGCUCCACUUUUUAAGCUUUACUCAUCAGUCACCAAAAGCUUUACGUCACAGACGGCUGCAUUGGCUUGUAUAUAUUUUUUUAUAGGCUAAAAACAUUUCUCCUCCAUUAAAAGUGCAUCACCUGUA
This is a messenger RNA of Cololabis saira (Pacific saury), 5469 nucleotides long. It is a transcript of the gene zfyve9a, whose product is annotated as zinc finger, FYVE domain containing 9a. Gene Ontology annotation, cellular component: early endosome membrane. The coding region runs from base 370 to 3957 and encodes 1195 amino acids. The record is from RefSeq and is a predicted model, not a curated record. The transcript is spliced from 19 exons. Gene Ontology annotation, biological process: endosomal transport. Gene Ontology annotation, molecular function: metal ion binding. NCBI's taxonomy places the organism in Eukaryota, Metazoa, Chordata, Actinopteri, Beloniformes, Belonidae.